Molecule: messenger RNA, 2199 nt
Organism: Prorocentrum cordatum
Lineage: Eukaryota; Dinophyceae; Prorocentrales; Prorocentraceae
Source: the annotation of a GenBank genome assembly
CGCGGCCGUGGCCACGGCCGCGGCCGCGGCCGCGGCGCACCGCAGCCUCCUCCCGACGGAGGAAGGAAGAGGCGGAGAUGGUGGCGCGCUCCUUGCUCACGGAGCCGCCCUCGUCUUGCCUGGAGAAGGCCCAGAAGGGCACCCUCAUUGGAGCAUUCGAGCCGCAGUGCCAGGACUGAUUCGGACGGGGCGUACGCUGCGUGGCAGUGCCACGGCUCGACCGGCUACUGCUGGUGCAGCAGCGCUUCGGGGCGCCAGGUGCCGGGGACCCUUCGGGGGCCGUCCGAAGGCGGCAGCUUCUCGAAGGAGGAUUGCGUCGCUGUCAGACUGAAGGAGGAGGAGAAGAAGGAGGCAGCGGAGUCGGUGGCGUCGUCACUGUUGGCGGAGCCGCCUUCGUCUUGCUCGCAGCUGGCCCAGAAAGCCCAGGCCAGCCACCUCAUCGGAGCCUUCGUGCCGCAGUGCCAGGAGAAGACGGGGCGUUCGCCGCGCGGCAGUGCCACAGCUCGACCGGCUACUGCUGGUGCAGCAGCGCUUCGGGGCGUCAAUUGGCAGGGACCCUUCGGGGACCGUCCGAAGGCGGCAGUUUCUCGGAAGAGGUCUGCGCGGCCACGAGAAAGCAGGAGGAGGAGAAGAAGGAGGCAGCGGAGUCGGUGGCGUCGUCGCUGUUGACAGAGCCGCCUUUGUCUUGCUCGCAGCUGGCUCAGAAAGCUCGGGAGGGCCACCUCAUCGGAGCCUUCGUGCCGCAGUGCCAGGAGCGACCGACGGAGGACGGGGCGUUCGCCGCUCGUCAGUGCCACGGCUCGACGGGAUACUGCUGGUGCAGCAGCGCCUCGGGGCGCCAGCUGCGGAGCCCGACCCGAGACGGCAGCGUCUCGGAGGAGGACUGCACGGCCGUCAGGCAUGCAGAGGAGGACGCGGCGGAGGAGGAUCAGGAGGAUGAGGAAGAGGAGGAGCCGGCAUCAUCGUGUCGGGAGCUGGCUCAGAAAGCCCUGGACCUCCACCUCAUCGGAAGCUAUGUGCCGCAGUGAGGAUGGGGCGUUCGCAGCGCGGCAGUGCCACGGCUCGACUGGCUACUGCUGGUGCAGCAGCGCCUCGGGGCGAAAGGUGCCUGGGACCUUGCGGAGCCCGACCGCCGAAGGCGGCAGCUUCUCUGAAGAGGACUUGGGGGGAUUGUGCGGCCGCCGCAAGCCUGUGCGGCCGCCGGGAGCCUCGGGAUUUGAUGCGGGAGGCCUGCGCUCUACCCCCGGGCGGCGUCGGCAACUGCAUGCUGCACAUGCGGCGCUACCAUUUCAACGCGACCUCGAGACGGUGCGAGGAGUACACCAUGGCCGGGUGCCACGGCAGCGCGAACGACUUCGACACGCGGGAGCUCUGCCUUGCCAGCUGCGGGGCGGGGAGCGCGCCGCCCGAGGAGGCCCCCGCGCACGCCGACGGUGGCGGGUCGACUUGCCGGGAGAGCCUGGAGACGGCUCAGCGGCUUGAGGGACGAGGCGUUCUUGGCGUCUUCCACCCGCGGUGCACCGAGGAUCACGGGAGGAACAAGAUGGAGUGGCAGGCGAUGCAGUGCCACAAGUACGGGUGUUGGUGUGUAGACGAGUCAGGCACCGCCUUCAGCGGGGUGCGACUUGCAACAGUCGGGCCAGAGCGCAGUUCCAUGGAACAGUUCCAGAGCUCGUGCGACUCCCUGAGACGCACCUGCGAGCCGUGCCAGCUCGCGUCGCAGGAGAAGUGCACAGAAGAACACCAGGCGAAGGGCGUGAAUUGCAUCGUCGGCGCUUGUGUGGAGAGAGCUGGCUUGCAUGCUGCUGUCGACAAGUAGCAUGUGCUGGUUUUAACAAAAACCCGUUCUUGUUAUGAGGAUGUAGAAAUCACGUGUAAAUAGGAUUGAAAGCAGGAUCUCGAAAGCAAUGAGAUUCGGGUGAUCUCGCAAGGUUGCAAGUCUCGGCAUGACUUGGGGCACGAAGAGCCCCAUCGAGCCGACGUUCUUUCCUUUGAGGGAUGUGGUACGUAGCCCAUGCACAGAAGGGCCACUUAAAGUCGCAGCUGUGCACGAUGUUGCUGACCUCACGCCUCGUUUGUAGAUUCGCGAUGCUUGUGCCACUGACACUGGGCGUGGAAGGCACUUGCUGAAGAGCAUUCAUGAUCCUGCUACUUGCCACCACAUGCAAUGUGCAUUUCUCCCAGGUGUGCGGGCGCAAC